Molecule: messenger RNA, 1943 nt
Organism: Silurus meridionalis
Lineage: Eukaryota; Metazoa; Chordata; Actinopteri; Siluriformes; Siluridae
Gene: rcn1
Product: reticulocalbin 1, EF-hand calcium binding domain
Exons: 6
Coding region: 390-1364 (324 amino acids)
Cellular component (GO): endoplasmic reticulum
Molecular function (GO): calcium ion binding
Source: RefSeq, a predicted model, not a curated record
UGCGUGUCAUUCUACAACGUGGCGCCACACACACACACACACACACGCGCACGCACGCGCACGCUCGCACACACACACACACACACGCGGCACUGCAGAGUGUAUGAGCAGGUUUGAAAGUUCAGGCAGGUUUGGUUCAGUGCGUGAGGGAAACACUGCAUUAGUCAGGUGUACCAGAGAACCCGGUUUACUAAGAGACUUGAGAUAUCCGUGAGGAGUAACUUCAUCUUCUCAGUGUGUAAAUUCACCCUGCUGGGUUUCGGCCGCUGUGUCCGAGGCGCUCAGGGAAUCAGAGACUCUGAGCAGCACUGGGGUUUAUUUUAUAACUUUACUGACCGGCAGAGGAGAACAGUUUCUACCUAACAGGUCUCUGUGCAGUGGUGAUCGUCAUGCACGUACUGGGUGCAGUGUGUGUGGUGUGUAUGGUUGUGUGUGUGGUGGAACUGAAGCCCACACUGAGAAAAGACAGAAUUCACCAUGAGGCCGGACUCAGCCACAAGCCACACGAAGAGCAGCACAUGGACCAGCAGAGCCUGCAGUUCGACCAUGAAGCUUUUUUGGGAAAAGAAGAAGCAAAGACAUUCGACCAGCUGAGUCCAGAGGAGAGCAGAGACAGACUGAGUAAGAUUGUGGAUCGUAUUGAUAGUGAUGCUGAUGGAUUCAUUACCCCCGACGAGCUGAAGCUUUGGAUUAAACGUGUUCAAAAACGCUAUGUUUAUGAGAACGUUGCUAAAAUAUGGCGUGACUAUGACCUGAACAAAGACAAUGCAAUUGCUUGGGACGAGUACAAACAGGCCACCUAUGGAUACUACCUUGCAAACCCAGAGGAGUUUGCAGAUUCUUCAGAUCAGUUUAGCUUCAAGAAGAUGCUGCCACGAGAUGAACGCAGAUUUAAAGCCGCUGAUCUGAAUGGAGAUGGGCGAGCAGAGAAGGAUGAGUUCACUGCUUUUCUUCACCCUGAGGAAUUUGAACACAUGAGGGACAUUGUUGUCCUGGAGACAUUGGAGGACAUAGAUAAGAAUGGAGAUGGCUAUGUGGAUGAAGACGAAUACAUUGCGGACAUGUUUGCACAUGAAGAUGGAGGGCCUGAACCAGACUGGGUGAAAACCGAGAGAGAUCAGUUUUCUGAUUUCAGAGAUCUGAAUAAAGAUGGGAAGAUGGAUGUGGAUGAGAUUCGUCACUGGAUUCUUCCUCAGGAUUAUGAUCAUGCUCAGGCUGAAGCACGACACCUCCUGUAUGAGUCUGACACUGAUAAGGAUCAGAUGCUGACAAAAGAGGAGAUUCUUCAGAACUGGAACAUGUUUGUAGGAAGUCAAGCGACAAACUAUGGAGAAGAUCUGACCAGAAACCAUGAUGAGCUCUGAACAUGAUUUGAUCAAUAGCAAUAAUCACACAAUUUUUUUACAUUCACAUUCAGUAUACUGUCUUUGUAUAAUAAUCUCUCCUUCUAAGUGAACUAUGAUCACACGAUGAGUCACACCAGUAAUAGGAUGUAAAAUCCUCGCACUUUCUACAGGAGUGACUGAUGGACAGAUCUACAGAUUUACAGAUCUCUAAUCUACCUCAGUAUUACUCUGUCCCUAGUGGCCAAUGAUGACUUCUGUUGGAUCUAGUUAAUUAUGUUUAGUUACAUUUUUGUAAAGCCAGUUUUGUAUGUUUAUUGUGCUUUAGUGUUAUUUACUGAGGAAAGAACAGGUUACAUGGACAGAACAUUACAAUAUUAGGGAUUUUUUAAACUUUUGUGUCAGUUUCUAAACUUAGAUUUUUUUUGUCUUUUUUGUUUUAACUUUUUACUCAAAGUUUGUAUUCACUACAGCUUGUUUUAUGUACACAUUUGCCAGUCAACACCAGUAAAAUAGAUCAAUUUAACAUCAAGCACUGGUUACUAAUGCAAUAUUGCUGAGAAAAUUGUGUCACUGUGAAUAAAACCUGAUUACUUCGCA